This is a messenger RNA of Penicillium verrucosum, 2229 nucleotides long. Its product is annotated as putative C6 transcription factor. Bases 1 to 2229 code for a protein of 742 amino acids. Lineage: Eukaryota; Fungi; Ascomycota; Eurotiomycetes; Eurotiales; Aspergillaceae. The record is from RefSeq and is a predicted model, not a curated record. Gene Ontology annotation, molecular function: zinc ion binding; DNA binding; DNA-binding transcription factor activity, RNA polymerase II-specific. Gene Ontology annotation, biological process: regulation of DNA-templated transcription; DNA-templated transcription. The transcript is spliced from 6 exons.
AUGGCUGAGCCUCCCAAGACUAGUCUCCCCCGGAAGAGCGCCUUCUCAUGCGAGGCCUGUCGUAAACGCAAGGUUAAAUGUAACGGCGCUAGCCCGUCAUGUUCGCGAUGCGCAGCGCGCAGCGAGCAGUGUGUGUAUAGCUUAGCCCCGACAUUAUCGUACACGAAGCAGCUUGAGGCUAGGGUGGCACAGUUGGAGGAUGCUUUAUCGAAGCGCGUCGAUGGGGAAGAGGUGCGGAAGACAAGAUCGCCAUCCUUAGCUACGUCCAGCUCGAGCGGACCGAAGAUAAAGAUUGAUCCCGAUACUGAAGAUCUCACCCGGGCAUUUGAUGGUCUCAAUGUGGAAAAUGACGGUCGCGUCUCAUUUCAUGGUCCGACUAGUUUGUUCCAGCUGCCUAGUGGGGUGGUGAAUGAAGCCGCGUCGACUUCGCAUCACGCGCAGGAAUUGGAGGGUCGCAAAGAGCGGCUUGUUAAUAGCGCAUGGCGGGAAAGAGCAUUCGAGCAAAUGGCUGCUAUACCGGAGCCUUUCCAGUAUCUUCUCGACUCGCAUUGGUGUUGGAUCCAGCCACUGUGGAAUUUUGUCUACCGUCCUGCAUUUACACGUGAUAUGAAAAUAAAUGGGGCGUAUUACUCGGACGUCCUGUUAAAUGCCAUUCUUUCUCACUCGGUACGAUGGUGCAAAGCCGAGCCUCAAGUUGGUCCGCUUCUAGACUCCUAUGACGGCGGUGCACAAUUCUCCCAUCGUGCAUUGACUGGGGUGUUCGACUCCCUCAAAGUUGGUUAUGCAGGCAUCCCGACCAUUCAGACAUUACUCCUUCUCAGUGCCCAGGAGUGUGGCCGUGGAAAUCGAACGCAAGCUUGGCUAUACAGUGGCAUGGCCUUCCGGCUGCUGGACGACUUGGGUAUCUCCAUCGACAGCCGGAAAUAUUCAGGAUCUGCUCAUUUGAGUGAUGAGGAUAUUGAAAUACGGAAUCGCCUAUUUUGGAGUUGUUAUUUCUGGGAUAAGGUGGUUUCACUGUACUUCGGCCGGGCGCCAACGAUGCAGCAAUCCCACGUUAGCCCGCCACGCAUGAUUCUCGAUGAUACCGCUGAGAUCGAAAUAUGGACACCUCAUGGGGUAGGCUUCACUGAUGGUGCCCACUAUCCACCAACACAGGCGCAUUCAACGUCAUGUUUCAUGAAGAUGUGCGGUCUGGCGGAAAUAUUGAACCAGAUCCUGAUCCACAUAUACGACCCAAUCCGCCGAAGCACGGACUCUGAAUUCUUUGAUUGUGUUCAGGAACAGGCCAAGAAUCUAAGUGACUGGUGGGAUGAGCUACCUGAGUACUUGAAAUUGGCGGCGGUCGAUCUUCCUCCAUACUCACCACCCAGCCAUAUCGUGAUCUUGAACUGUUUAUAUCAUACUAUCAACAUCCUUCUCCACCGACCAAUACUCUGCUCUCGAGAGCUAUUGAAAGCCCGCCCGGAGGCACAUGACUCGAACCAUCUUGUACAGUGCAUGGCAUCAGCAACAUCAAUCCUAUCUCUCUUCGAUCUAUACCGUCGUACAUUCGGCGAUAGCCACGUCGUCCUCUCUCUGGCAUACAGCAUCUAUACAGCAGCAUCGAUUUUCCUACUCGAGAUCCAAGCCCUAAAGUACGCCGCACCAGGAACCCUGGACAAGCUCAAAUUCUGCAUUUUCGCCCUUGAGAGGGUCAAGGCCGCCAACCCCGUUAUCACAACAGCCCUCAGCCUCAUAUCUCAGGAGCUCCAAAGACUCCAAAUCAACAUCCACGGACCAAUGCCCACGCCUAUUCCUAAAACCGAACAGGAACACCCCCAACAUCACCAAUCCCCACCUCAACACCACCCUCAACACAGCCAGUCCCCGUCAGUAGGCAGCAACCGAUCCCGCCACGUCUCUCCAGGUCAGCACCACCAACCACAAGCAUCGGUAGCCACUCAAGCCCAAACCACCGGCCCUGAAAACCCGCCUCUGAUGGGAACCUACAAUAACUUCCCGCACACAGGGCCAGGUUUCAACAUCCCGCAUUCAGGCGAAAUGCCCCAACUGCCGCCUACACACUUGCUAGGCGGGAUGCCAAACGCCGUCAUGACGAUGGAUGACCCCCGGUCCUACGAAAUCGCGCCUGAGGUAUAUGAAGCAUUCUCGUAUGCGCAGCCGAUCACAACGAAUAUGACGCCUAUGACGCCUGUCUUUGAGCAGGGCUGGGGUGGUCCUCCUCAAUGA